Engraulis encrasicolus (European anchovy) is the source of this 973-nucleotide messenger RNA. RefSeq names its product spermatogenesis associated 4 (gene spata4). Gene Ontology annotation, biological process: regulation of cytoskeleton organization. Gene Ontology annotation, molecular function: microtubule binding. Gene Ontology annotation, cellular component: axoneme. The coding region runs from base 105 to 869 and encodes 254 amino acids. The record is from RefSeq and is a predicted model, not a curated record. NCBI's taxonomy places the organism in Eukaryota, Metazoa, Chordata, Actinopteri, Clupeiformes, Engraulidae. The transcript is spliced from 6 exons.
CGUUGUCAUAGAGAUGUAAACUAAACAGUGAAAUGUGACUACUUUGUCCAAAUCAAAGUCUAGUUCGAACGAAAGAAAGAACAAGGAUUUUUUUAAACGAGAUAAUGGAGUAUGCUCAACCUCCCAAGAAGACCGGACUUCCUCGAGAAGUUUUGAAAUGGUUACAAAGUCUCGAUUUGUCGUUUUCUCCAAAGAAUGUGCGCAGAGACUAUUCAAAUGGCUACCUCGUUGCAGAGAUGUUUUCUUGGUAUUAUCCUGAGGAUUUCUCCCUGCAUUCGUACGACAACGGGUCAUCGUUAGCUGCCAAACUCAGCAACUGGGCCCAAAUAGAAAGGUUUUUGACAAGGCAGCACAUCAAUCUCCCUAAACAAAUAAUUGACAGCACCAUACACUGCAAGCCAGGAGCGGCAGAACUUCUGGUUCAGGAGAUCUACAGCAUCCUGACCAACAGACGGCUGAAAACCUGGUUCAGAGAUGAGGUGGACUUCUCAGACCGCAGUUACCAGGACCAGCUGCCCAUGGUUGCACGCUCCACAGCCUCCAAGGCCAUUAAGAACAACCUGCCCUUGUCUGAGAUGAUUGCAGAGCCCAACAUCAGCACCAUUCAGAGAAAGAUCCAGCACAUCGUACAGUGCCACCUAGAGUGCAGGAGGCAGGAGCGUCUGCAGGAUCCGAAGCGCUUUGGGGUGAAACCCACCCUUGGGGAACGUACGGCUCGCCCUUCUUCGGCCAGCGCCUCCAGAGAGGGUCCAGGCUCUGUCUUCGCCUGCUGCACAGAUUCCACAGGCCCAACUUUCAGAAGCAAGACAUGUGUCCACUUCAAGGAGAUGGAUUGCCGUUGCCAGUCAUCCAGAACCCUCUCCAACUGAAGGCAGGUGUGGAGCACAGAAGUGAUCUCACUAAGAGGACACAGAACUAAACUCUCAGAAUAAUAAAUACAAUCACUAUCACAAUACAGGACCAAUCAUAAGCA